Poecilia reticulata (guppy) is the source of this 1906-nucleotide messenger RNA. RefSeq names its product sulfotransferase family 2, cytosolic sulfotransferase 3 (gene sult2st3). Gene Ontology annotation, molecular function: sulfotransferase activity. The record is from RefSeq and is a predicted model, not a curated record. Lineage: Eukaryota; Metazoa; Chordata; Actinopteri; Cyprinodontiformes; Poeciliidae.
UGGAAGUCUCGUCAGGGCAGGCGAGCGCUUCUCGGUCAGUUCACUGCUCCGCACCAACAGUGGACUGGUAGUGACUCCGUUUCUGCAGCAUAAUGCCUUCUUCCGAGGAGCUUUACCUGGAGUAUCAGGGACUUCUGUUUCCCAGAGAGACUCACUCUGCAGAGAGUUUGAAGUUUGCGCAGGAAUUCACUCUGAAAGAUGAUGAUGUUCUCUCGGUUACGUACCCGAAGUCAGGGACGAUCUGGAUGCAGGAGAUCCUCCCGCUGGUGCUAAAUGGCGGAGAUCUGACUCCCAUCCAAACGGUCGUGAACUGGGACCGGGUCCCGUGGCUGGAGGAGACCAGGCUGGCGCAGGUCGUUGACAAGCUGCCGUCGCCACGUGCGCUCGUCACACACUUUCGCUACAGCUUCAUGCCGCCUUCCUUCCGCACGUCCAAAGCCAAAGUGGUCUACGUAAUGAGGAACCCAAAAGACGUCCUGGUGUCUUCAUAUUACUUCCACCAGAUGGCCACCUUCCUGGAGGAUCCAGGGACUUUUGAGGAGUUCAUGGAAAAAUUCCUGGAUGGCAGAGUCUUCUUUGGGAAAUGGACAGACCAUGUAAAGAGCUGGAGAAAUGCAGAGCUGGGAGACAGGAUACUUUUCAUCACUUAUGAGGAAAUGGUUCAGGACCUGCCCGCCUCCAUCAGGCACAUUUCUGGCUUCUUGCACAGGAAUCUGAGUGAAGAAGUCAUUCAGAAGAUAGCGGAGCAUUGCUCUUUCCAGAGCAUGAAGGCCAACGCCAUGUCCAACUUCAGCCUCUGCCCAAAGGAGUACAUGGACAGCGACAAGUCUCCUUUCCUGAGGAAAGGGAUCGCAGGAGAUUGGAAAAACCACUUCAGCUCAGAACAGCUGGCCCGAUUUAAGUCUGUGAUCACUAAAGAGCUGGAGGGAGAGAACUUCUCUCUGCCGUGGAGCUUGGACUGAUCCGCACAUGAAAAUUCAAGUAAGAAGAAACAAAAUCAAGGCAUCGACUGAUAGUUGUUGUUUUUUCCAAAUAGGACAUUUUAAAUUUGUACACUUCAAAAUGAUUUAGAUUUAAUGUGAGCAAUGUGAUAGAUUCAUACUGUAACUUGUGCCUUGACAUGUAUUUAAUUAUUGAUUGAUUGUUGGAAGAGUUUAAUUAAAGUAUUUUUUAAAAGUUUGAAUAAUAAGCAGACAUUUCUAUGAGAAAGGGGCACUUAUAGAGUAGAUCACCUACUUUUGAACUAACUGCAGAAUAACAUCAUUUAUUUGAGUGCAAAUUUUAUCUGUAUAACUAAAAUCAAUGUGCAAAUAAUAUAUAUGUAAAAAGAAAACAUGUAAGGGAAACACAGUGUAUUCAAGUCAACAAAAACUUAAAACAUUUCUCAUUUCAAGCCAGAAGUUUUUAUAUGCAACAUAAAGAACAUCUUUUUUUUCUUACUUUCUUAUAUUAAAUGCACUACAAUUAUUUUGUAGUCGCCUUUGGCUCCCAAAUGUAUUCCUAUUUACUAAAUGUCAGAAUAAUGAGAUACUUUUGUUUCCUGUUCCCUCCAAACUCAGAGGGCUCAAAAAAACAUGAUCCUGCUAUUUAGUAGCUUUAUCUUUAAGCUCUCUGACUUUAAUGGGGUUUGAGUCCAUUCUUCCUCACAGAGCUGCUGUAAGCUUCUCACUUUGAGUUUUGAAGAAAGACUUAGAAACGUCCUAAGGAAAUAUUCGUCUCAUCAUUCUGACCUUGACGAAAUAGAAAGAAAGUUGUUAAUACCUAUUAACAUGAAAAAAGGAAAAGUGUAAUCUCAUACAAAUUUAGACUGAAAAAAAUGAUUGCAUGUUUUCACUGGUGUUUAAAUUCCUUUAUUGACAAUAUCCUGUUAAAGUUUACUACAAAUAAAUUAAUAUCGACAUUUACA